Messenger RNA from Cryphonectria parasitica EP155, 1708 nucleotides. RefSeq lists its product as uncharacterized. Lineage: Eukaryota; Fungi; Ascomycota; Sordariomycetes; Diaporthales; Cryphonectriaceae. The record is from RefSeq and is a predicted model, not a curated record. The coding region runs from base 123 to 1046 and encodes 307 amino acids. The transcript has 4 exons. Gene Ontology annotation, molecular function: transmembrane transporter activity. Gene Ontology annotation, biological process: transmembrane transport.
UGAUUCUUGACACAACCGUGUUCCUGGAGUAUCUCCCUGGCAACAAGCAGUGGGUGCUGACACUCCUGGCUUGCUGGUGGGGACUGGGACAGGCCAUUACUGGUUUCAUCGCCUGGGGUUUCAUGGCACCUGAGAAGUGGAAUUGCGCAUCUGUCGAUGUGUGCACCCGCGACAACAACAUGGGCUGGAGAUAUACAAUGUUUACAUCUGGCGCCCUCGUCUUUGUCAUGUCCAUCCUCCGUAUCACGGUUGUUCGGCUCAGAGAAACACCCAAGUACCUCCUCGGAAUGGGCGAGGAUGCCAAGCUGAUCCAGACCUUGAGCUACAUGUCGCAAAAGUACAACCGGCCGUGUUCACUCACACUCGAGAAGCUUGAGGCAUGUGGCGUAGUCCAGGGCACACACAGCAGGAAUCGCUUCUCUGUCAACGAGGCGCUCAUCCACAUCCGGGGUCUGUUCGCGACGAGGGAGAUUUCUAUCUCGACGCUGAUGAUCUGGUUGUCAUGGACUCUCAUCGGGCUGGCAUACCCUCUAUUUUAUGUGUUUCUCGACACAUACCUCGAGACGCGCGGCGCAUCUUUUGACGUCUCUACCUACGACUCCUGGCGCAACUACGCCCUCGUCAACAUCAGCGGCAUCCCAGGCCCCAUCCUCGCUGGAUGGAUGUGCAACCUGCCCAUCCUCGGCCGCCGCUACACGAUGGUCAUCGGCGCCCUUGCCACAGCAGCCUUCUUCUUCGCAUACACGGCGGUGCGCACCGAGCCUGAGAACGUGGGCUUCUCGUGUGCCAUCGGGUUUUGCCUCAACAUCUACUACGGCACGCUCUACGCCUACACUCCAGAAGUCCUGCCCAGCGCGCACAGGGCGACGGGCAACGGGGUUGCGGUUGCGUGUAAUCGGAUCAUGGGCAUCUUAUCGGCGGUGAUCGCUACGGUGAGCGAUACCAGCACGCCGGUGCCGAUCUACAUCUGUGCGGCGCUAUUUGUGGCCAUGGCCGGGGUCAGUGCUGUGUUCCCAUUUGAGCCGUACGGUAGGAGAAGCUCGUGAGUGAUCGGCAGGAGGAUAAGAAGAGCGAAGGAGGACAAGAACGAGGAGGACGAGCGGGAGGAGGGGUGACCUGGGUCAGGCGGCGUCCCGCUGGUCUUGUGGUCUCGUGCUGCAGAACCGACCUACGCCUGUGUGCAGAAACAAAAUUAGUUCAACGCUUGGGGAAAGAGCAGCGAUUCGCGGGAUUCGAGGGAAGUUCCCCGUGCUGUGCGGAAGUGGCAUUUCUGCAGGCGAGCGAGCACCAUCCAGUUCUCGUCCAAUGUAAAGCUGGCCCGGCGCCGCCUCCUCGUCAUAAUGCGGGCGCCUCGUCGCGCAACAAGUAACGAAGUUGUUGGCUCAUCCCGCUGGAGGUACUUUUUCCUCUGUUGUGGUGCCAUUUUACCCCUCAGAAGUGUAAAAGAGGAUGGUUCCGGCCAGUCGCAGGAAGUAUCCUGCAUAUGCCCAGACGCUGUGGCUGGCGUCUUUUUCUUGUAAAGGAUCGGACGGGAAUCGCAAUCUGUUGCCCCAAAUGUGCAACGGAUUCGAGGACGCGCAGUUGGGUGUAUACAUUGUCACAGAAUACGAUAGAUGAAGUACAAGAAGGAAGAAGGUCUGGCUGACUGGCUGAGGGGGAUAAAACGUUUCGUAGAAGGAAGUGAAUAAUACCUUGUUUCAGUCCUCUG